CAAACCCGCCGUACCCGUGCGCUGCCUUCUAUCUCGUGUUUAAAUGUAUUUUGUACCGUUGAAAAGCAACUCAGAGUGACUUAGGAGCAGGACAUUUUAAAGGUAGCGGAAGUUUUUAUUUGUUUCGCCGCUUUGGGCUACGGGUGCCGCUGCGGGUCAACCUAAGCGAAGCGCGGUGUGUGGGGAGCGACCCUCCGCCCCGAGCCUGAAGUACGGAGCACAACGGACCGCGAGCGAGGCCACGGCACCUCGCUAGAAAGACAUCUCACACACGGCGUAAGCACCGGGGAGAGGCAGUCAGCUGAGAGGGACAUUUCAUGGGAGGACACUCGCAGCAGAAAGAACUAAUUGUCUCCAGCUACUGGUUUUGACCUCACCGGAGUGUGUCUCACCGACGGUAACAACAUGCGUUCCAGCGUGGAUGGACCCGUCAUCCCCCUUGGCCCAGAAGGCACGGGCAGCAGCAGCAGCAACAACAACAACAACAACAACAACAGCCACAACAGCAGCUAUGAAAACAGUGGAAACUCUGGAUCCCAGUAUGCACUGUGUGCUCUGGGGGUCGGACUGGUGGCCCUCGGCAUCGUGAUGAUCGUGUGGAGCGUGGUACCGUCAGAAGUCGCCGGGAACAACAGCAGCAACAACAACAAUAGCAGCAGCGGUGGCGGUGCUUCCGGAGGAGGCGGUAGUACAAGUGGGAGGAAACAUAAAGCGUCUUCCGUGGCCUUUGUCCUGGUGGGGUCCGGGGUCGCCAUGCUGCUGCUGUCUUUGUGUCUGGGAAUGAGGAACAAACAGCGGGAGCAGCAGAGGCUUCAGGAGGCGCAGACCCGCGGAGGAGCAGCGACGAGGGAGCAGGAGGAAAGACAGACUGCCGAGGAACAAGCCCAACGUUACGCCGUACCCAGCUAUGAAGAGGCAGUAUGCAGCGGCCAGUACCCCAUCAGUCAGAGCAACCUGCGCCCCAGCAGCUCCCAGCUCCCGUCCUACGACGACCUCGUCCAAGUGGACAGCGUGCAGUAUGAGUUUGAGGGGUCGGAGGUCACAACGACCGGAUCACCGCCUGCUCCGGCUCCGGCGGCGGCCAGCGCUGCGGCUGCUUCCGCGUCGAACCGCAGAGCCGGGAAAACAAGCCGCAAGCUCCUCCCUAUCAAGAUCCGCAGGAUUAAAUCGGAGAAGCUGCACAUGAAAAACAUUGACAACUCUCAGCCAGCUACUGGAUUCAGUGUGGAGCCACUCACCCCACCCCCGCAGUAUGAAGACAAAGUGCCUCCGAUCUAAGAUCAAACCCAUCCGGUUCAAAACUAUCUGCUGAAAUCCCUGGAAUCCUGCACCAUCACCUUUUUGUGGAUCGGGAUCUGUGUUUUUUUUGUGUGUGUUUUUAAACCGAGACUUGGAUGUCACUCCUUGCAAAAAUCCUGGGGUGCAUUUUAAAAGAAUAAAGUACAGCAGUCUUUCUCAAACAUAAUUGACUGCCACAUCACUCCGAAGCCUUGAGCAGACAAAUCGUCAUUGUUUUUCAAAAUGUUGGAUCUCUGAAACAGAUGAGGGGGUCCGACUUUCUACCGUCACCGGUAGAUGUCUACUGAUGACCAAGAUAAAACAGCUUUGUUAGCAUUUAUCAUCUCUAGCUCCAAUGACUCUUGGCCACUCUACCAGAAACCCAUUGGAAAUAGUAGUAGAAUGCCAACAAAAUAGAGCUUGUGUUAUCUUACUUUGAAUAGCAAGGCACUCAAAAAUCCAUUUUCAGGAUUCUCCACAGAAAGACCAACAUGGACUUGAGGCUCGUUUAGAAAGUGGAUGGAUUUCAGCUGUUCUGGUCCAAAAUCCCGUAAUGGCUGAAGACGCCAUGACAUGGUAACAUUACUUGCCUACAGCUGUAUUGAGAAACUGACCUAUAAGUGCACAAAGACACUUGUGAGAGGCCUUCUCUUAUGGAUUUGUCAUGGAUGACGAGCGGCUUACUGCAGAAUGAGAUUAGCAUCCCACUGGAGUCGUGUUUCCAGCCAGCCGGUCAAUGAAAGUCCACACUUUGAAACCCAGCAGCUUCUUAAGCUCACUAUUGACCUGUUUACUUUGCCUACGGGCCGAGUGUUGCUAGACAGACUUGAGCGUACGGUCACAUGUUGCAAAAAGAAGAAGGAGCUUCAGGGCUCUACAUUCAGAAGUGUGAACCGGUUGGAUGUCAGCUGGGGAGCGAAAAGGCGGGAAGGCUCUCUGAUGGGUUCAAAACUCACUGGUGCGGCGCCAAUGGUCACCAUUAGGUUACCUUUUUAGAGAAAUCCAUUUCUCAGAAGUUGACAAUGUAAUUUCAUGGAAUGUUUAAAGAGUUGCUAAUGCCAACUGACCGCAGCGAACUGAGUUUGCCCUGCAGCGGUACACACUGAACAGCCUCUGUGUUCACAGCCGCGCGGCAUGGUGGGACUGAACCUGAGCUCCUGCGUCCUGCUUUUACUCCUGUGGGUGGUGAGGGAAGCACGCGAGAGCCCAGCGGAGGAGGCGGGCCUGGUGAACAGUUAAAAGUCCCAAAGACAACCGAAAAGCAGCAGUGUUUCCUCCGCUUCUCCCCCCCCGAGCCCUCAGUCCAGACGAGCCACAGAAAGACGCUACGACGCUGGCCCGAGGCUCUAUCUCAGCUCGGAAAGUAUGAGGAAAGAGCCGAGAACAAAGCCAGCUGUUCAGGGAACUGGUUUGAGCUCUAGCACCAUGCACGCUUUAAUCAUGUGAACAGCUGAAGCACAACUCAUUUUGUUUUGCGCCGCUUUUCCAUGAGUGACGUCAUCGGCCGGUUCUCCACCAUCGUUGUGGGGUUCAUGUAAAGGGAGCCUUUUUAUUGACAUGUUUUCCGUUCAGCAGCAAGCAACAGGGUUCAUGAGUCGCUUCAGGUGUGUCAUUGAAAUCCAACAUUUCAUGUCUCUAUUCCUCUGACUUUGUUUUCAAAGUGGCAAGCCGCCACAUGUUGUAUUCAUUCUUUAUUGUGUCUGUCAUGCUCAGUAAUACAAGCAAUGUACCUCAUUUGCAAAGGACCAGUUGACUACAGGAUGGAUUUUAUUGUUUUGUAGUCAAAAUGUUUUACGUUGAUGAAAUUACGCGGCCACUUUGUUUUACUUAGUGUCCAAAAACAUUCUGUUUGUUCAUUUAUUGAUUUUUUUUUAUUACGCAAGUCUGUAUUUCUUCUACUGUGAAAAUUUCCUAUUCUAUUAUUAUUUUGUUUGUUUGUUGUCUCAUGAAUAUUUAUAAGAAAUUAAAGCAAGUUUUUUAACUAACCCAGUACUUAAGAGCUAUCAUUACUGAAAAGCUGUGUGUAUUAUAAUAUUGACCCGUGUAAGAACUCCCCGAAUGUCCACAUCUUCACAUUUUGGUACCGUUCAGCCAGGUUUAUUGAUUGGUUUAUUGAAAAGCUGACAAACAUCUGGAUGCCGUACAUCUGCAUGGUUUAAUUAACACCAACGACUACGCUGGUACACGGCGCAAACAAGUUUUACUGGGCUCUAAAACAUGAGGAAGAAAGAGAACACGUUCCUCAAA
Molecule: messenger RNA, 3525 nt
Organism: Pungitius pungitius (ninespine stickleback)
Lineage: Eukaryota; Metazoa; Chordata; Actinopteri; Perciformes; Gasterosteidae
Gene: tmem51a
Product: transmembrane protein 51a
Exons: 3
Coding region: 406-1278 (290 amino acids)
Source: RefSeq, a predicted model, not a curated record